GCUGUCAAAUUUGUAUGUCAUUCAUCUAUCCUAAAUGGAUAUGUAACGUCAAAAAAAAAACUGAAAAAAUUUCAUUUCGCGCCUUCUCCAUUCGCCACGAUCGACUCGGGGUUUAAUUUUGAAAUUCCAGCCACGCGAAUACCAAUGUCUGGUGGUGAUUUAGGAUGGGAUUGUUUACAGAAAAAUAUCGAGUUAUACAAAAAAUCGGAGAAGGAUCAUUUUCGGAAGUUCUUAAAUGUCAAGAGAAAAUAACGGGUCAUCUUUAUGCUGCUAAACGAUUAAAGAAACAUUUUAAAAGUCCAUCGGAUGCAAUGAAUUGUGCCGAGGUGGUGGCAAUGCAUAAAUUAACAAGACACCCAAACGUGGUUUACAUGAUGGAUUUUUUUUACGAUACAAAUCUAGGAUCGUUAACGUACGUUUUUGAAUUGAUGGAUUUGAGUAUGUACGAUUUUAUGAAGUUGAAACGGCGCCCGUUCGCCGAGUCAAGAGUGAAGUGGUAUUUGUAUCAAAUCUUAAAAGGUUUGGAACAUUUACACAAGAACGGACUGUUUCAUCGCGACAUAAAACCGGAAAAUAUUCUCGUCAAAUUGAAUCCGGACGGAAACAAAUCGGAUUCGGGAGGAGGCGGAUUUCCGUCGGAAAUCGUCAAAUUAGGUGAUUUAGGAUCUAUAAGAGGCGUUUAUAGUCGACAACCUUACACCGAAUACAUUUCAACCAGAUGGUAUCGAUCGCCUGAGUGUUUAUUAUCGGUUGGAUAUUAUGGACCGAAAAUGGAUAUUUGGGCUGCUGGAUGUGUUUUUUACGAAAUGUUAACGUUCCAUCCCCUUUUUCCCGGAUCAAACGAAAUAGAUCAACUAGCGAAGAUCCACGCGAUCUUAGGAAGUCCCAGUAACAGAUUGGUUACAAAAAUCAAAAAGAAAUCUCAUAACUGCCAACAUUUUCCACGGCAAAUCGGUUGCGGUUUAAAAAUUAUGAUGAAUAGCUUUUCCGAGGAGGCACACAUUAUUUUAAAGUUGAUGCUCCAAUACGACCCUGAAACCCGAAUAAACGUCCGUCGAUUAAUAGAAAACCGUUAUUUCGCCUCUGUGCGUCAAUAUUAUCUCAUUUACCAAUUCAAAUUUAACGCGAUUCAAAAUCAAAGGGAUUUGGAAAGGUGUAGCAAGGGCAGGGGUGAUCAAAAAACCCCGACGAAUUGUCCCACUUCGACUUCAGAUCAAUGGAAACCCCCGAAAUUUCAAAACAUGAAUAAAAAUGACGCGAAACCACUCAAUAAGAAUCUAGUUGAAAAAGAAGGUGAAACUGUUAUAGUCAAAAAAGAUGGAUCAAUUCAAAGCAUUCUUUCAUCAAUGGAAAGCAUUUCAACGUUGAAAAGUAUAGGUGCAAUGGACAGCGUUUCAACGAUGCGAAGUGUUUCAACAAUGAUAAGAAGUGCUAAGAAAGAUUUGGAAAAGCUAACGGACGAGGAAAUGUUGAAGAGAAAGUUGGAAGCCACGAGAAGAUAUUACGUCCAUAAAUGUCAACAGACGAUUAAAUCGCAUCCGCCGAACGAAACGUACAGAAAAACCACGUCGAACCUACCGAACAUUUUCAGCAGCAAGACUAAAACGGUACCGGAACAUUCGAAACAGAAACAGUUUUAUUCAAAAUCGCUCGUUAUCCCGCGAAAAGCCAAACACAAAAUCGAUUGUGUCAAUGAGAAUUGGAUCGAAAAGGUCAUAAAAGUAAAUUUAAAUGCUAAAAAGUGAGAUGUUUGUAUUUUGAAAUGUUGGGGUAAAAAAUAAAAGUAAAAA
This is a messenger RNA of Onthophagus taurus, 1790 nucleotides long. NCBI's taxonomy places the organism in Eukaryota, Metazoa, Arthropoda, Insecta, Coleoptera, Scarabaeidae. The record is from RefSeq and is a predicted model, not a curated record.